This is a messenger RNA of Microcebus murinus (gray mouse lemur), 3813 nucleotides long. RefSeq names its product epithelial splicing regulatory protein 2 (gene ESRP2). NCBI's taxonomy places the organism in Eukaryota, Metazoa, Chordata, Mammalia, Primates, Cheirogaleidae. The record is from RefSeq and is a predicted model, not a curated record. Gene Ontology annotation, molecular function: RNA binding.
CAGGUCCCGUGUGACCCUCACGGACUGGAGAAGGCCCCUGGUCUUUGCACGUUUCUUUGCGAAGGCCUCGUGGUCCGUGGGGGCGGAGGUAAGCAGAAGAACAGGUUCGCGCCAGGAGUCAGGCGGACGGCCCGGGAAGCGGGAGUCCGGAUCCUGAGAGCGCGCCCAGGCCAGGAGUGAGAGUUCCAGCGUCCUGGGCUGGGUCUGGCGGCCCUCCCCCAGGGUUCCCGGGGCCGCCCCCAGUCACGUGACCGGUGGGGCCGGCAGGUAACUCGCCCGGAGAGGGCGGGGGCCGGUAGCCGCCCCGCCCCGUGGGGCGCCGCGGGCGGGUCUCAGCGGCGCCCACUGCGCCAGCCGGGCCGCAGGUGCCGCCCCCGACACACUGUGUCCCGCCCAAGCUGAUCUGCGUCUGUCUGUCUGUGCGUGCGUGCGCCUCGUCGGUCCGCGUGUGUCUGGCCGAGCGCCCCCUUCCUCUGCGGCCAUGACUCCGCCCCCGCCCCCAGGCCCGGACCCCGGGGCAGACUCCACCACGGACCCAUGCCCAGAGCCUGGAUCACUGGUCGUCCUGUUCGGGGCCACAGCCGGUGCGCUGGGGCCAGACCUGGGCUCCGACGAGACUGACUUAAUCCUUCUAGUAUGGCAAGUGGUGGAGCCGCAAAGCCGCCAGGUGGGGACGCUGCACAAGUCGCUGGUUCGCGCCGAGGCAGCAGCGCUGAGUCCACAGUGCCGGGAGGCAAGCGGCCUGAGCGCCGACAGCCUGGCGCAGGCCGAGCCGCUGGACAAGGUGCUGCAGCAGUUCUCCCAGCUGGUGAGCAGGGAUGUGGCUCUGCUGGGCGGGGGCCCCUACGUGCUCUGCACUGAUGGGCAGCAGCUGUUGCGACAGGUUCUGCACCCUGAGGCCUCUAGGAAGAACCUAGUGCUCCCUGACGCCUUCUUCUCCUACUACGACCUCCGCAGAGAGUUCAACAUGCAGCACCCAAGCAUGAGCCCUGCCAAGGACCUCACUGUGGCCACCAUGGCACAGGACUUGGGACUGGAGACAGAUGCCACAGAGGAUGACUUUGGGGUCUGGGAAGUGAAGACAAUGGUAGCUGUCAUUCUCCACCUGCUCAAAGAGCCUAGCAGUCCAUUAUUUUUGAAGCCCGAGGUGAUCAAGCAGAAAUACGAGACGGGUCCUUGCAGCAAGGCUGAUGUGGUGGACAGUGAGACUGUGGUACGGGCCCGUGGGUUGCCCUGGCAGUCAUCAGACCAGGACGUGGCUCGCUUCUUCAAAGGGCUCAACAUUGCCAGGGGUGGUGUAGCGCUCUGCCUCAAUGCCCAGGGUCGCAGAAAUGGUGAGGCCCUCAUCCGCUUUGUGGACAGCGAGCAGCGGGACCUAGCGCUGCAGAGACACAAGCACCACAUGGGCGUCCGCUAUAUUGAGGUAUAUAAAGCCACAGGGGAGGAGUUUGUAAAGAUCGCAGGGGGUACAUCACUGGAGGUGGCUCGUUUCCUGUCACGGGAAGACCAAGUGAUCCUGCGGCUGCGGGGACUGCCCUUCUCUGCUGGGCCAACGGACGUGCUAGGCUUCCUGGGGCCAGAGUGCCCGGUGACCGGAGGUGCUGAUGGGCUGCUCUUUGUGCGCCACCCUGAUGGCCGGCCAACUGGUGAUGCCUUUGCCCUCUUUGCCUGUGAGGAGCUGGCACAGGCUGCGCUACGCAGGCACAAGGGCAUGCUGGGUAAGCGAUACAUUGAACUCUUCCGGAGCACUGCAGCCGAGGUGCAGCAGGUCCUCAACCGCUAUGCAUCCAGUCCACUUCUUCCCACACUGACUGCCCCACUGCUGCCCAUCCCCUUCCCACUGGCAGCAGGGACCGGGAGGGACUGUGUACGCCUUCGAGGCCUGCCCUACACAGCCACCAUUGAAGACAUCUUGGGCUUUCUGGGGGAGGCAGCGGCAGACAUCCGGCCCCACGGUGUGCACAUGGUACUCAACCAGCAGGGCCGGCCGUCAGGUGAUGCCUUCAUCCAGAUGACGUCAGCAGAGCGCGCCCUAGCUGCUGCUCAUCGUUGCCAUAAGAAGAUGAUGAAGGAACGCUACGUCGAGGUGGUCCCCUGCUCCACAGAGGAGAUGAGCCGUGUGCUGAUAGGGGGCACCUUGGGCCGCAGUGGCAUGUCCCCUCCGCCCUGCAAGCUGCCCUGCCUCUCGCCACCCACCUAUGCCACCUUCCAGGCCACCCCAACCCUCAUUCCCACUGAGACAGCAGCUCUGUACCCCUCUUCAGCACUGCUUUCAGCUGCAAGGGUGCCUGCUGCCCCCAGCCCUGUUGCCUACUAUCCAGGGCCAGCCACUCAACUCUACAUGAACUACACAGCCUACUACCCAAGCCCCCCCGUCUCCCCUACCACUGUGGGCUACCUCACUACACCCCCUGCUGCCCUGGCCUCUGCUCCCACCUCAGUGUUAUCCCAGCCAGGAGCCCUGGUCCGCAUGCAGGGUGUCCCAUACACAGCUGGUAUGAAGGAUCUGCUCAGCGUUUUCCAGGCCUACCAGUUAGCCCCUGAUGACUACAGCAGUCUGAUUCCUGUUGGUGACCCUCCUCGCACUGUGUUACAAGCCCCCAAGGAGUGGGUGUGUUUGUAAGUGAAGAAGCCAGGAGGUAAGAGCUAGCUGAUGUCCUCAGCCAAGAUGCCUCUCCUACGUCCAGAGGAUGAGUGCCCUCGACCUGGUAGCUUCUUUCUAGCUUGUCAAAGUUCUCUGAAGGCACCUAGAGGAGCCCAAGGCCCAGCUCCAUCCUCUACUUAUUCCUCUGCCUGUUUACCCCAAAGAUGAUGGCUGGACCCUGCCUGCAGGGCUAGGGGUGGAAUGGGGCUAACCUGCUCCUGAUGGCCUGAGCUGCGCCUCUUGAGUGGCACCUAGAGAGCCCUUUGGUCUGUCCUGGCUGUGGCUCAAGCCCACAGAUAUUGUGGGGCUGCCAGGUCCACAGCAGGCUUGCUUUUUUUUUUUUUUUUUUUAAAUGUAAGCUCUGGUACCUUCAAUGUAUGACUCCUGGGAGAAUCAAGGGUCCAUCUGAGCCUCUGAGUAAAGGUCCUAAUGUUCUACCUCCCCCUGUAACUCUGGGUAGGGUAGGGAGGCAGGCCAGCCUCCACUCUCAGGAUACCUGGACCUCAGAGACCAUGUUGUGCCAGGUGGUCCCACCAAAGGAUGCUAGACCUCCUCUAGCACAAGGAAUAUUAGAUGGCAAAACUGGCAAGCGAUUUUGAUGGACUAUGCUGCAGUAUCCUCAGAGGACACUAGGGGGCAGGAGGACCCCACACAAAAACUCAGGCUUGAAUUUUAAAGGGGACUUUCUACCAACUUUUCAUGCACACCUUGGGCGGGCCAGUUGUUCUGAACCCAGAAGACACUGUGGAAUGUCCUUUGCACCCAUUAAAGGGUGAAGAACUGAAGCCUCGAGAGGAAUCUGGAAUUCUAUCCUCUCCGUAAAAGUUCCUGACCAAAUGGACUUUUUAAAAACUGCAGUAUCCUUAGCUUUGCCCCCAGAGUGAGGGGGAUCUACACCAACCCCAGGUGUGGAGGAAAACUCAGACAGAUUAAGGAGACUGUUGAUCUGUCACCAUUUAUUAUUUCAGCACUAUUAACUGUGGAGCCUAAACUGCUGGCUCUUCUUCCCUUUGUAUUAAUAUUUGUGUAAGGAGCACUGCACUCCUAUAAAAGGUUUUGAAAUACAAAAUGUACAAGAAAACACAAUCCCAAAUGCUGUAAACAUAACUGAGAACCAGUUCCUUUACUAAACAUCCAUUUUAUAAAAUACAGGGUUUCAAUUGAGCCCA